CAACUUUUCAACCCCCACCCACUCCCCCGCCAUGCUCUACGUUAUCGGCCUCGGCCUCAGCGACGAAAAGGACAUUACUGUCAAGGGCCUCGAGGCGGUCAAGAAAUGCGAGCGCGUGUAUCUUGAGGCGUACACGUCGAUCCUGAUGGUCGAGAAGGAGAAGCUGGAAGAGUUCUACGGCCGCCCAGUAAUCACCGCGACGCGCGAGACGGUCGAGCUGGAAGCCGACGACAUCCUGCGCGACGCCGAGACAAAGGACAUUGCCUUCCUCGUGGUCGGCGACCCGCUCGGCGCGACAACGCACACUGAUCUGCUACUGCGCGCCGACGCGCGCGGUGUUCCCACGCAGACGAUCCACAACGCGAGUAUUAUGACGGCGCUCGGGAGCACCGGACUGCAGAUGUACAACUUUGGCCAGGCGAUCAGCCUGCCGUUCUACACCGCCUCGUGGACCCCGGACAGCUGGUACGACCGCCUCGAGGAGAACCUGCGCUUCGGGAUGCACACGCUUGUUCUGCUGGACAUCAAGGUCCGCGAGCAGAGCGAGGAGAACAUGGCGCGCGGCCGCCUCGUCUACGAGCCCCCGCGCUUCAUGAACCCCUUCCAGGCGUUCAAGCAGAUGCUGCUCACCGAGACAAAACGGCGCAACCCCGAAGUGGACAGCGACGACGAGGACGCCGAGGCCGUGCUCGCUGCGGCUGCGGACGCGCCGCGCUUCCUCGACCCGGAGCGCACGCUCGCCAUGUCCCUCUCGCGUAUUGGAACCCCCACGCAGCGCAUCAUCGCCGGCACGCUCGCCGAGCUCGAGGCGCUUGACGAGGAGGAGUUUGGCGCGCCCCUCCACUCUGUCGUCGUUGUCGGCAAGCGCAUCCACCCCCUCGAGCUCGAGUUCGCCGGCCGCUGGUGCGUCGGCGGCGAGCAGGGCAAGUGGUGGUCUGUCGCCAAGGACGUGUACGGCGUCGAGCGCGAGACGUUCGACUACUAGGCGACGCCUUGAGCGCCUCACGUUUUGACUACUACGCCCAUACUACUAGGCUCCGCCAGCGGCGGUUCAACCCAACAAUCAAUCUAGACAGCUAAUGCUUCAUCAUGCAGUGCAUUCUCCA
Molecule: messenger RNA, 1106 nt
Organism: Vanrija pseudolonga
Lineage: Eukaryota; Fungi; Basidiomycota; Tremellomycetes; Trichosporonales; Trichosporonaceae
Gene: dph5
Product: Diphthine methyl ester synthase
Exons: 3
Coding region: 32-985 (317 amino acids)
Biological process (GO): protein histidyl modification to diphthamide
Molecular function (GO): diphthine synthase activity
Source: RefSeq, a predicted model, not a curated record